CAGUGACGGAAUUUUGCGCGUCGGCGGCCGGCUUAGAAGAGCUGAGAUGAACUACGAACAGAAACACACCGUCCUUCUACCCAGAAAGCACCAUGUCUCACAGCUAGUCGCCCUCCACCAUCACGUCAAAGUGCACCACCAAGGCCGACUAAUCACAAGCGGCGCCACACGCCAAGCCGGGUUCUGGCUGAUUGGAGGCCACGCCACCGUCACAAAAGCCAUCAAAGACUGCGUGACCUGCAAGAAGCUGAGGGGACGCCCACUAGAGCAACGAAUGGCAGACCUGCCUCCCGACAGGACUGAAGUCUGCAGCCCGUUUACGAACGUCGGCUUCGACGUAUUUGGGCCUUGGUCGGUGAAGUCACGAAAGACAAGAGGAGCCAUAGCUAACGCAAAGCGCUGGGGACUAGUAUUCACGUGCCUCAGCAGUAGAGCGAUCCACAUAGAGGUACUCGAGUCCAUGGAUACUAGCGCCUUUAUCUGCGCGCUUAGGAGGUUUUUCGCGCUGCGCGGCCCUGCUAAACUGCUUAGGUGUGAUUGCGGCACUAAUUUUGUAGGAGCUAAGACCGAACUCGAUAGCGCAAUGAAGGAGCUUAAUAAGGAGGAUGCAGAGAGAUUCGUCAGAGAGCAAGGAUGCGAGUGGAUCUUCAACCCCCCACACGCGUCGCAUUUCGGAGGUGUAUGGGAGAGACAGAUCCGCACAAUACGACGAGUCCUUGACGGCAUGUUUGCAGAGCUAGGGGACCACCAACUGACGCAUGAUUUGCUAGUAACGCUAAUGGCAGAGGUCGCUGCGAUCGUGAACGCCAGGCCAAUAUCAGCUGUACCGAUGGACGCUGACCAGCCGCAGCCCCUCUCACCUGCGAUGCUUCUAAGCAUGAAAGAGCGCCCUACUGGACCCCCUCCAGGCCGUUUCUUGCCCACAGACAUCUACGCACGUCGCCGCUGGAGACGCGUCCAGUACCUGGCGGAGCAGUUCUGGUCGAGAUGGAGAAGGGAGUACCUCCAGAAUCUCCAGCCCCGCCAGAAGUGGAACGGAGCAACGGAGAGUCUGCGCGCAGGCGAUAUCAUACUACUAAGGGACGAGACGGAGCACCGCAACGACUGGCCACUAGGACGAGUAACAGAGGCGGUGAAGAGCGAGGACAGUAGAGUUAGGAAGGCGAAGGUAGAGGUAGUUAGAGACGGAGUCAAGAGGAUCUACUUGCGCCCCAUCAAGGAACUCAUCCUGCUUAUCCGAGCAGAUGACGACAAAGAGAGCCAAGAGUAGGGUAGAAAAGAUUAGAAUAGCAAGGAUUGAAAUCCUUGGGCGAGGAGUGUUAUAAACAUUGAAAAUACAAAAAAGAACGAUGAUUUAAAUUGAACGGAUUAGAUAGUUUAGACAAUUGUUUAGUUGAGUUACCACGGCUUCCUCUAUUUUGAGCACAGCCGCCCCUUUCCUAUGAUUAGACUGAUAAGAUUUAUUGUAGUUUACGCAUUUCCCUUUGAGUAAGAGUUUAGGAAUGAGGCACGUCCUACUUUAGGACACGUCCCACCUGCCUAUAAAUUAUAGUACCUAUUUAGCAAUCUUUAAGAGUUGAGCAGAGAAACCGAAGAGAGAAGAGUUGAGUUGAGAGCCAGAGAAGCAGAGUUAGAGAAGUCAGAGUAAAGUUUGAAGAGUUACAAGCUUACUUGGAGCUGUAUUUCUUUAAGCCCCGGAGACGAGAUCAGACUUAUCACCGCAUGUGUUCGAUAGUUGGACGAGUUGAUUGUAAUAAACGCUGUUAAAUCAA
Molecule: messenger RNA, 1772 nt
Organism: Nematostella vectensis (starlet sea anemone)
Lineage: Eukaryota; Metazoa; Cnidaria; Anthozoa; Actiniaria; Edwardsiidae
Exons: 2
Coding region: 47-1270 (407 amino acids)
Biological process (GO): DNA integration
Molecular function (GO): nucleic acid binding
Source: RefSeq, a predicted model, not a curated record